Lathyrus oleraceus (garden pea) is the source of this 831-nucleotide messenger RNA. RefSeq lists its product as uncharacterized. The transcript is spliced from 2 exons. NCBI's taxonomy places the organism in Eukaryota, Viridiplantae, Streptophyta, Magnoliopsida, Fabales, Fabaceae. Bases 1 to 831 code for a protein of 276 amino acids. The record is from RefSeq and is a predicted model, not a curated record.
AUGUUUGCCAAUGGUCUUCGAUUGAAGACAAAACAAUUGAUUGAUACAACAACUGGUAGCUCAUCAAACUUUUCAACAGCCACAAGUAUUAAGAAGAUCAUUGAGGCGAUAGCCGAAAAUGAGCAUUUAGAGUUGUAUGAUAGGUGUUCAAGCAAAUCUAAAAGGGUUAUUGAUUUGAAGCUUGAAACAAAUAAGAUAAGGAUAGAAGACACAGUUGCUGCAGAAGUUGAAAAGAAACUUAAAGCAAUGAAUAUUGGUAGGAGAAUACCUAUAAAGCAGAAGGAUCAUGGAUCUGUCACAGUCCCAUGCACUAUAAAAGACAGAACUUUCAAGAAGGUACUAUUGUCAAUCUACCAAAGGCUUGGUAUUGGAAAUGUCAGUGAUACAAGGAAAAAUCUAAAAUUUGCAAAUCACUCCAUAAAGAAUGCAUAUGGGAUAGCGGAAGAUGUAUUGGUGACAAUAGAGCAAUUUUAUUUUCCUGUUGAUUUUGUGAUCAUAGACAUACCUGAGGAUGAAGAGACACCUAUUAUUCCUGGUCGACCAUUCAUGCGGACAAGUCAAUGCAAUUUCGACAUAGGCCAUGGUACACUAACUUUAAAAGUUUAUGAUGAUGAAAUAACCUUGAAUGUUCUUGAAAACAAGAAGCUAGAGGUGGGAAAAGAAUACCACUAUCAAGUAGGCAUGAUCAGGACAGAUGUGAAAGGCCAAAGUGACAUGCCAACAUCAGAAAAAGUCUCAAGAAGGUCAUCUCAUAUGGUCUCACCUCCAUUAGCAACCCCGAGUGGGAAAACUCCUAUUUCCAUUCCAAAAGCCAUAAGAAAGAAGAGAUAG